AUGGCUAAGUCAGCACAGUUUGAGUCGGAUGCUUUCGUUGGGAAGAAGCCAGACAUGACCCCAUCAACAGCACACUUAUUGAUGGAUGAGGAUACCAGAACCUCGUCCUUUUCACUAAAUAAACGAAGCAUGGUUUUGGACGAAGACAGAUUUGAAGAUCGAUUUCUCAGAUGCAACGUCUGCAAAGCCAGAUUUUCCAAUGUGUCUCUUCCCCGUAUGCUAACAUGCCAUCACUCAUUCUGUCAGCCUUGCAUUGACCGACUUUACAGCGCGGCAAAAGCUCAGAGAAGUACUAACCCGACUCCCCUUCGUUGCCUGCCACUGUCAAUACCAGUUAGUGCUGUAAUCAUCAGCUGUCCGGUCUGCAAAGGCGCAUUCAUUGCCACUGACGAGAAUGUCAAGAAGCUUCCAACUGACCAUAGGAUCGUGCAGCUUAUGGACUUUGUUCGCCACACAGACCGAUACACUGUGACAUUUUGUUCUGUACAUAGACUUCCUCUCAACUUCUUUUGCGAUCAAUGCAUUCAGCCUAUAUGCCGAAACUGUACAGCAAAUAGCCAUAAAGAAGCUGACGGCCAUCUUGUAAUAGAUUUGGAAGACGCUAUGGUUAAAUACAGUCCUGUUCUCGACAACCUUGUUACAGAAAUGGAAGCCGAAAGUAUUUGCCUUGAAGAGAAACUAAUAUGCCUGGAAUCAGUAGUAAAAAACGUUGAACUGGUCAAAGUUGACCUUUUAGGUCAAGUGAGGUCAUGCGUGUCCAAAAUGCGAGAUCUAUUAAACGCAAGAGAGAAAGCUCUUGUGGCAAAAGUUCACCAGCAGACGGGAAUGGAACGUAACAAACUGCAGGAAAAAUCCAAGCAGCUCACUGAUCGGCGACAGAUGUUGGUGGAGAAGACCAACAAACUCCGGGAAGCCAAGGAUAAAAGCAUGAUAGAAGAGAUGUUCAAAAUCCACCAGGAGGUUCGUGAGUGUCGCUCAGAACCAAGACUGAGGGUAAGAGAGGUUGAUGAUGGCAUCAUGACCACGUUUUACCUGAACACACAAGAUGAGGCCACGCUAGCCUCUCGGAUAAACAACUUUUGUGACGUUGUCAGCAAAGUGCAGACCACUUCGGCCAAGGUAAAACCACAGAGAAACAAUUUUCUUUACAGAUCAAGUUCCUUCAGAUAA
This is a messenger RNA of Candidula unifasciata, 1170 nucleotides long. The record is from the annotation of a GenBank genome assembly. Lineage: Eukaryota; Metazoa; Mollusca; Gastropoda; Stylommatophora; Geomitridae.